Agelaius phoeniceus (red-winged blackbird) is the source of this 863-nucleotide messenger RNA. RefSeq names its product HOP homeobox (gene HOPX). Gene Ontology annotation, cellular component: nucleus. Lineage: Eukaryota; Metazoa; Chordata; Aves; Passeriformes; Icteridae. Gene Ontology annotation, biological process: regulation of transcription by RNA polymerase II; cell differentiation. The record is from RefSeq and is a predicted model, not a curated record. Gene Ontology annotation, molecular function: DNA binding.
GCCGGGCACCGAGAGCCCGCGGAGCGCACGGCCACGGAGCGCGGGGGAGCCCUGCCAAAGGGAGCGGGUGCCAAACCUGAAUUACCAGCCCAGAGAGUGGCUGUGGAUCCCGGCAGCUCCUGUGAUUUGCGGCAGGUUUUUCAGGUCCCCGCCUGUCAAACACACACGCAGAUACUUAAGCAGUCACCCGAGGACCUGCGGGGUUCUUGUUUUACACACUUCUGGUCCCUGCCAGCUCCAGUGCCUGGCCCCAUAGCCCUGCCCCAGGAGGAGAUGGCCAUGGAAAAGCCAGUGAUUCCCACUGAGGAGCAGCUGGAGAUCCUGGAAUACCACUUCUGCAAGGUGAAUAAGCAUCCUGACCCCACCACACUGUGCCUCAUCGCUGCUGAGACCGGGCUCUCCGAGGAGCAGACUCUGAAAUGGUUCAAGCAGCGCCUGGCGGAGUGGAGGAAGUCUGAAGGGCUGCCCUCAGAAAGUGGGUCUGUCAGGGACUAGAGGAUGCUGCUCCAAUCCCCUUGCCUCUUAUAAAGGAUGGUGAAGCUCUUCAGUGGGUUUCCUUGGAGUUCUUCUGUUGCAAUAGGUUUUGCGAUACAAAGUAAUACUCUGCUAUUUAACAUAAAUCUUAUUUAACAUGUACAUAACCAGAAAAAAACCCACUAUAUAGAAAUAUAUAUAUAUACAUAUACACACACAUGUGUGUAUACAACUUUUGAUGGCUGAUCACCUAUCUUGUGAUUCCCACCCAUUAACAGCAGCUGCACAAGAAAACGCAAUUUCAUGCCCUUGUUCCAGGCUUGCAAAAAUUUUGCCAUGAUAUCUGUUCAAAUAUAGAAGGAAGAAAUAAAGAUUCCUUUUCCUUACAA